Molecule: messenger RNA, 573 nt
Organism: Pelmatolapia mariae (spotted tilapia)
Lineage: Eukaryota; Metazoa; Chordata; Actinopteri; Cichliformes; Cichlidae
Product: apolipoprotein D-like
Exons: 4
Coding region: 1-573 (190 amino acids)
Biological process (GO): lipid metabolic process; lipid transport; response to reactive oxygen species
Cellular component (GO): cytoplasm
Molecular function (GO): lipid binding
Source: RefSeq, a predicted model, not a curated record
AUGAAUGCCAUCCAGGUGAUUUCCCUCACUUUGCUGUCCAUUGUGGCAGCCGGUGCUCAGUCUAUAAAACCAGGAAGAUGCCCCGUGCCUGCCGUUCAGGAGAAAUUUGAUGCUGCAAGGUAUCUUGGUAAAUGGCAUGAGAUCCAGAGACUGUCAAACAGCUUCCAGAAGGGCCAGUGCAGCACUGCCACCUACAGCCUGCAAAGCCCAGGAGUCGUUGGUGUCCUCAACAAGGAGCUGCUUCCUGACGGCACCAUUGACAGCAUCAACGGCACUGCCAAGGCCGCAAGUUCAUCUGAGCCUGCCAAGCUGCUGGUCACCUUCUUUGAGAACACUCCCCCUUCCCCAUACUGGGUUCUGUCCACCGACUACGACAACUUCGCCCUGGUCUACAGCUGUACUGAAAUGGAAUCGUUACAUGGGGAGUUCAUCUGGAUCCUGAGCAGAAAUCCCACCCUUCCUAAGGAGACCCUGGAGGAGCUGCAGAGCAUCCUGUCCUCUUUUGGAGCCAGUGUGGAGAAUCUGCUUGACACCAAUCAGGAUAGAGAUUACUGCAGAGUCAUGCACGAGUAA